Heteronotia binoei (common prickly gecko) is the source of this 909-nucleotide messenger RNA. Its product is annotated as taste receptor type 2 member 41-like. Gene Ontology annotation, molecular function: bitter taste receptor activity; G protein-coupled receptor activity. Gene Ontology annotation, biological process: sensory perception of taste; detection of chemical stimulus involved in sensory perception of bitter taste; G protein-coupled receptor signaling pathway. Lineage: Eukaryota; Metazoa; Chordata; Lepidosauria; Squamata; Gekkonidae. The record is from RefSeq and is a predicted model, not a curated record. Gene Ontology annotation, cellular component: membrane.
AUGAUGGACAGAGAGCUGCUUUCCUCACUGAGAGCCUUUUUUCUGAUCAUCUUUGUAAUCGAGUCCAUUGUUUCCCUGUUAGGGAAUGGAUUCAUCCUAGCCGUGAACGGCCACAGCUGGCUCCGCAGCAAGAAGAUGAUCCCUUGUGAGUUCCUCUUGACCGCACUGGGCCUCUCCAGGUUCCUUAUGCAGUGGAUUUCCAUGAGCCAUCAAUUUGUGUAUUCCAGCUCUCCAUAUCUAUUUGAUAAAACAGAGCAGGCAUUUGGCUUUUCCUGGACUUAUAUCAACACAGCCAGCCUCUGGUGUGCGACAUGGCUCAGUGUCUUCUACUGUGUGAAGGUCACAAACUUUACUUCCCCUCUCUUUUUAUGGCUGAAGCUAAGAAUUGGGGUGCUGGUGCCCAGACUCCUUGGAAUAUCUCUCCUAGCUUUCAUAAUCUGCUCUGUUCAUCCAGUUAUUAGGCAUUUUGAAGUUGAUAAAUUACCAGAGAACACCAGCCACAGUGAGGUUUAUAGCACCAAUCGUUUAAUGUUUUUAAAUACUCUUCACAUUUUUUUUACUGCCAUCAAUUUUUGCAUCUGCUUAACAGCAUCCCUUGUUUUACUUCUCUCUCUGUGGAGGCACAUGAGGAAUCUGAAGAAGAGCGGCCUCAGCACCAAGGACUUCAGCACUCAGGCCCACCUCAGAGUCAUGAAGCCUUUGUUCCUCUCCCUCUUCUUCUACAUUUUGCAUUUUGUUGUCACAAUUAUUGUUCUAAUUAAUGUUUUCAACUAUGGCAAGCUUGAGCACCUGAUUUGUGAGAUACUCCUGACUUCGUAUCCUUCAGUACACUCAAACCUGAUAUUUACCAACCCCAAGCUGAGGAAAGUGUGUAGCCAUGUUCUAAACUUCAGAAAAAGUACCUCAUGA